AGAAGCCAGGCACAAUAUUGUCUCUGAAUUUCCGCCUCCUGGCCAUCGUUGCCGUCGACGGGCGAGCGGACUACCCAGACUAUUACCGCUACAUGCAUACAUUCUAGAGUAGCUACAGUAAAGGAUGACAGAACCACCUUCGGCUACCGACUUGGUGGGCCAGAAACUGCUGAGUGCAGAAGAGGUUUAUCUGUACAAGAUUCCUCCACUCAAGACGGCUGGAGGUCACAGAGCGGAAGAUUGGAAUUUGGCAACUCCUCUCAAGACGUGCUCUUUGCUGGUGGAACAACAUGGCGACAAACUGUUGCUCUUGUUUCGUCAUUUGCAAGACCCAGAUGACCCGAAUUCCAUUCAAAUUUUUGCCCAAUCCACAAUCGAUCUUUCUUCUUCUUCCACUAAUCAACCACAAAAGCUGUCACUCGAGUACUUUGUCGAAAAUGUCGUGGAUUCGAGUCGCUAUUUCGUCGUCCGCAUUCUGGAUGAACGAUCCGGUCGAGAAGCUCGCAUUGGAUUUGGAUUUCGAGAUCGAGACGAAGCUACCGAUUUUAGAGAAUCAUUGCAGUUCUUUGUCAAAUCCAUAAAACGACGAGAAGAGGCCGAACAAGCAAAACAGCACUUUGCAAAAGAAUACGACAAUAAUCAAAACCUGAGUCUGCAAGAGGGACAAAAGAUUCACAUCAACUUGGGCUCUGGCAAAAAAUCAACAAUAUCCAAAAAGGAUUCUUCUUCGCAAGAAUCUCCCAAAAAGGCAGGAGGACCCUUCUUGCUCAAGAAACCACCACCGGCACCCAAACUGAAUCCCGAUGUGUCCAUAUCCUUUGGUGACAUUGACUUGAAUGCGGAUAGCAAAACAGGCGAGGAAUCGACUACUGCUGCGUUAGGGGAAGCAUCGUCCGCGGAUGAUGACGACAUAUGGCAAGACUUUGAGGAAGCUCAGGAAGAGUAAACAAAAGAAUUACCUAGCUAGCAAGUAGUUCAAAAACACCCUGCCAGGUAGCAAUUUACUUCCGCGAGGCUUUUCCAGGUGUGCCCAUCUUCUACUAGCUAGCUAGCUAGAUAGAUAGACACCGUGGAUUAGGCAACUUACUUCAUACAACCGCCGGAUCUUCCCUCCGUUGGUGAAUACUACCGGUAGCUAGCUACGUGUAGUAGAUCAGGAAAAGAUGACGCAGCAGCACAAUACAUCAUGGAGAUGAAGAAACGUGGUGAGGAGGUGAGAGGUGAACCAUUGAUGGUUGGUCGUUGGUCCGAUGCUGGCUACCGGUAGCUUAGUCCUCCGCAAAGGAGCUACUAGCUAGCUAGCUAGCUAGAGCACGGUAAGAUCCAACACAGCACUGGCUGCACACUUGAUCCUCGACAGCCGACAGCAAACGAACCAGCCAGAAGAUUGGGAGACAGUUUUGGACGAGUAAGUGCGGUAAAUAUAGGGUUAAAGAUAUACUUUACUCUGCAUAUUUGAAUC
Messenger RNA from Seminavis robusta, 1462 nucleotides. Lineage: Eukaryota; Bacillariophyta; Bacillariophyceae; Naviculales; Naviculaceae. The record is from the annotation of a GenBank genome assembly.